CGUCCCAUCUCGCCGAAACCCUAGCUCCGCCGCCGAUGGGGAAGGGCCGCCCCCUCCCGGCCACCACCACCUCCCCCUCCCCCUCCCCCUCCGGCUGCGCCUCCGCCCCGGACACGGGAUACGCCUCCGUCCCGGAGGCCCCCGUCUUCCGCCCGACGGAGGAGGAGUUCGCGGACCCGCUGGCCUACGUCGCGCGCAUCCGCCCGGCCGCCGAGCCCUACGGCGUCUGCCGCAUCGUGCCGCCGCUGUCCUGGUCGCCGCCGAGGGCGCUCGACGCCUCCGCCCUCAACUUCCCCGCCAAGCGCCAGCCCAUCCACCGCCUCCUCGCCCGCCCCGCCCCGGCCGACCGGGACACCUUCCUCCUCGACUACACCCUGUUCCUCCGCGCCAGGGCCGACGCCGGGCCGCCGCGCCGGGGCCGCAAGCGGACCGCCCCGCCCAGGCCGCCCGCCCUCUCCGACGGCCGCCCGCUCGACCUCUGCCGCCUCUUCCAUGCCGUCAAGCGCUUCGGCGGCUACGACGGCGCCUGCGAGGGCCGGCGCUGGGACGACGUCGUCCGCCUCGUCGACGACAAGGCGCCGCCCCGUCACGUGCCCGAGUGCGCCAAGCACGUCCUCGCGCAGCUCUACUACGAGCAUCUCUACGACUACGAGAAGUUCACCAAGGACAGAUCCGCGUCGUCGCAGGGCGGGAAGCAGGCGGAUGCAAAGGUCGAGCUUGACAACCAGCCGUCGGUUUCUGGUUCGCGGGAUGAAGAGAUGGAUGAGGAGGAGGCUUCCGGCGUUAGCAGCAGCAGCGGCCGGAAGAGGAGAAAUCAGAAGGCCGCCGGAGUGGCUUCUAAUGAGCGCCAUGGUAACAACAACGGCACUCCCGGGAAAAAUGCAGGGUCUGCCGGGGCUCGCAAGCCGAAGAAGAGAAAGCUUGAUGCAGAGGUCAGCCAAGACGAUCAGGUCUGCGAGCGGUGUGACAGUGGGUUGCAUGGGGACGCCAUGCUGCUGUGCGACCGUUGUGAUAAAGGGUGGCAUAUGUACUGUUUAUCACCUCCGCUCGAGAGUGUGCCUCCGGGGAACUGGUACUGCUCGGACUGCAAGAACCCUGACAGUGAUUGUUUCGGAUUCGUCGAAAGGAGGAACACCUGUCAGCUUGAUGCUUUCAAGCGAUUUGAUGACAAGGUGAGAAGAAAGUGGUUUGGGCCAAGACCUCCUAGCCGUGUUCAGGUCGAGAAGCUGUUCUGGGAGAUUGUGGAGGGCAAGGCAGGGGAGCUGGAGGUUAUGUAUGGGAGUGACAUUGACACUUCGGAUUACGGAAGUGGGUUUCCUCGCCUUGGCGAUCCGGUGCCAGCAUCAGUGGAUCCAGAGGCGUGGCAGAAGUACUGCUCCAGCCCUUGGAAUCUCAACAAUUUUCCCAACCUGCCAGGUUCAGUUCUUCGGACCGUCAAGGAUAAAAUUCCUGGUGUAAUGGUCCCGUGGCUCUACAUGGGGAUGCUGUUUUCAUCAUUUUGUUGGCAUGUUGAGGACCAUUGCUUUUAUUCAAUUAAUUAUUUACAUUGGGGCGAACCAAAAUGUUGGUAUGGGGUACCUGGAGCGGAGGCUAAUGCUUUUGAGCGGGUCAUGCGCAAGGCUUUACCUGAUCUAUUUGAUGCACAACCUGACCUACUAUUUCACCUCGUCACAAUGCUGAAUCCGUCAGUUUUACAAGCAAAUGGUGUUCCUGUUUACAGUGUCAUGCAGGAGCCUGGCAACUUCGUGAUUACUUUUCCAAGGUCUUACCAUGGUGGUUUCAAUUUAGGUUUAAAUUGCGCCGAGGCUGUUAAUUUUGCUCCUGCUGACUGGCUGCCUCAUGGUGGAAUUGGAGCUGAACUGUACCGUAUGUACCGAAAGGCACCUGUUUUGUCCCAUGAAGAGCUUUUGUAUGUGGUCGCAAAGAACGGUGUGGACAAUAAAUCACUUUCCUACUUAAAAGAAGAAGUUGAGAGGGUAUUUGUUAAAGAGAAAAAAUGUCGAGAGGAGCUAUGGAUUAAUGGGAUUAUCAAAUCCAGUCCAAUGCAACCAAGGAGUAACCCAAACUUUAUUGGAAAUGAAGAGCACUGGAAGCACCUUUGUGAAUGCAGUCCAGAGAAGCGUCGCUUACUUUACCGCCACACCCUUGCAGAGUUGGGUGAUUUAGCUUCCGAGGUCAAGGCUAGUCUCUCAGGGGAGAAUGUUAAGCAGAGCCCCUUGUUGCUUAAUGACAUCCCCACGCCAUCUAAAAAGGGCAAAGAUCAGCAUAUGUCAUAUGCACAACUUGCUAAGGACUGGCUUUCAAAAUCUGAUCAUAUUCUCCAUAUGCCAUUCUUGGAUACUGCAUAUUCCACUGCCUUGGAAGCUGCUGAACAAUUUCUGUGGGGUGACCAUGACAUGGACUCUGUUCGGAACAUGGCACUAAAAUUAACCGAGGCUAAAAGAUGGGGUCUGAGUGUUAGAAAUUGCCUUUCCAAAAUCGAUGAAUGUUUGCUUCGUAAAGACAAGUGUUCUGAGAAAGUAAAGUAUGUGGAUAUCGAAGAAUUAGUUGCUGUGAGAUGUGAAGCAUCCAGUGAACCUGGUCUUGCACAGCUGCAGGACUAUGCAGAGAGAGGAAAAAUGCUGAUUAGUGAAAUAAACAUUGCAUUAUCAUCCUGCUCAACGGUUGACCACUUGGAAGCGCUGUACUCUCGGGCUUCUGAAUUCCCUGUCGAGCUAACUGAAACAUCAAUGUUGUCUUGUGAGAUUUCUUCUGCAAAGUCUUGGUUGAAGAAAGCACGUGAUUUACUUGAAGUGAAUAAACUGGGCGUCAUUGACAUAGAUUGCCUGAAUACUCUGAAAUUAGAGAUGACACAACUUCGAGCUCUAGUUCCAGAAGUUGAUCUUGUUUCAAAACUGUGGAAAGAAGCUGAAUCAUUGAGAAUGCAGUGUCAAUCAUAUCUCCAAGACUCACCUGGUCUAAAGGAACUGGAGAGUUUCCUCCUUGCGUUGGAUGGUACCAAGUUCAACAUUCCAGAGCUGAACCUUCUUAAGCAACGUUAUUCAGGUGCUUGCUCCUGGGCAAGUCAUGUUAAUAGCAUGCUCACAAAACUUUUUGAAAGGAAUGAUUACCACAACAUUGUUGAGGAGUUAACAGCCAUUCUAAAGGACGGCAAAUCACUGAGAGUAAAAGUGGACGAACUGCCAUUUGUUGAGAAAGAACUAAAGAGGUCCUUCUGCAGGAAGCAAGCAUCCGAGGCUCUUGCAACACAAAUGUCCCUGCAGUUUAUUAAAGAAAUUCUGAUACAAGCCUCCAUAUUAACUAUUGAAGAGGAGCAACCAUUUGUUGGUCUGUCGGAGGUGCUAAAAAAUGCCACUGCUUGGGAAGAGAAGGCUCGACGUAUGCUUGAGCAGUCAGCUUCUCUCUCUGAGUUUGAGGAUCAUAUCCGGUGGUCAGAGGAUAUAAAAGCUAUACUUCCAUCUGAACAAGUUAUGAAAGCAGAGAUUAUUGCUGCUAGGUUGUGGAUGGACAAAUGUCAGGCCUAUCUGAGACCUAGAUGUGAUAGACUUGGAUUUGGAGUUUGUCUUAAAGUUGAUGACUUGAAGGAUUUAGUCUGUCAGCCUGCAACUAUGAAAGUCAUUCUCGACACUUCUGCACUUAAUUCUGUUCUCAGUAAUAUUGAAGAGUGGGAAAAGAAUUCACAAAGUCUGCUAAGCAGUUUAAGAACCCUAGUGCAUUUGAAUGUGAUCGGCUCUACAGUUGACCCACUUGAAAGAGAUUUGGAGGAGCUGCAAAGUAAAAUUAGUGCAGAAAUAGAAAGUGGAUUAUCUCUUGGUUUUGAGUUAAAGGUUCUUAAUGAAAUGAAAGAUUCUUUGGUGACACUUGGAUGGAUGUUGACAGCACUAUCUUUCUGCUGCAGGAUUCCCUUGUUAGAGGCUGUUGAUCGAGCAAUUGAAGAAGCUGUCCACCUUCCUGCAUCAUUGUCAAGCUGCCCUUUAGCUACAUUGUUGAUGAGCGGAUUAUCUUGGCUAAGGAAAGCACUUGUUUUGCUUCCUGGUUCUGAAAACUCUGUAAAAUAUAGACUGGAAGAUGUCGAAAAUGUUUUGGCAGAACAUCAGGAAAUUGCUGUCCCUUAUUCUAUGAUGACUGCCAAGCUCGAGGAUGCUAUAAACAAACAUAAGUCAUGGACAGAGCAAUGUAAUGCCUUCUUUAUGUCGCGUGAUCACCAAUCCUGGACUGAACUACUAAGGCUCAGAGACAGUGGCCGGUCUGUUGCACUUGAUUGUUGUGAAAUGGAUAGGGUUGUUCUUGAUAUUAAAAAGAUUGAUGGGUGGUUCAAUCAGUGCCGCUGUACUCUUUCUCCUGAUGUCAAUGAUAAUGGUUCUUUACUCUCCAUUCUCCUGAAGAUCAGAGGAUCAUUGGACAACGCUUCUAUGUUAUAUGCUGAGGAUUGUAAGAGGAAAGGGUUCUGUGUCAUCUGUUCAUGUGACGUGGGAGAUGAUGUAGCCUCCAGAUGUGUAAUAUGUCAAGACUGGUACCACAGCUCUUGUGCCGAACCACUGCUUGCUUCUAAACGAACAACCACUGAAUAUAUUUGUCCAUUUUGCUUCUGUUUAGAAAGCGGGGAUCCAUUAGAGAAAGGAAUACAAGAGAAGAUCUCUAAAGGGAACCGUCCUGCUCUUAGUGCACUUAGUGAACUCCUCAGUUCUACAAAGGGUUUCUACACAGGAAUUGAGGAGUUGCAUUUGUUGGAGGAAAUUAUCAAGAAGGGUUGUGACUUUAAGUCCUCUUUGGUGCAAAUUUUGCAUGACGUGGAUUCUUGCAACGGGAAUGAUCUUAGUGUGAUGUGCAAACCUCUUCUGGUUGCUCUAAAGGCAACAUCAGCUGCUGGCUUAUAUGAUCAGCAGAUCAACCGUAACAUUGAGUUGGUAUUGAACAGAUAUAUAUGGAAGAAACGAAUUCAUAAAAUCUUGUACGGUGGAAAAAAGGCAUCGAUCCAACACGUGAUGCGCCUUGAUAAAGAGGGUUCAAAUUUAGAGAUAUCUGGUGAAGAUUUCUUCAAGUCGCAGAUUUGGGAAAUAAAGGAAACCAGUCAGCAGUGGCUAGCCAAAGCAGGAAAGGCUGCGUUUGAUUGUGGCGAGCUUCCACUUGAUCUUGUUUAUGGACUUAUUGUUCAAGGGGAGAAUCUAUCUGUACACGUCGAGAAGGAACUGAAGUUACUCAGAGAUCGGAGCAUUCUUUAUUGCAUUUGCCGCAAGCCAUAUGAUAACAGGGCCAUGAUAGCAUGCGAUCAGUGUGAUGAGUGGUAUCAUUUUGAUUGUAUCAACUUGUGUGGCCCCCCUCCAAAAACAUUCUAUUGUCCUGCUUGCAGUCCUAAUAAUGGCGAAGGGUUUAUAUCGCUUCCCCGGUCAGCCAGGGAGGAGGAUAGAUCAAGCGCCGAAGCAGGACCUCACACUCCUCCAGCAUCUGGUGACGAACCAGAAACUGUGGAGGAUAAUAAGUGUAACAGCAGCAACACACGGGAGAAAUCCCAGGUUAGGGUAGAUUUGGUAAAGCUUCUGCGUCAAGAUAGCGAAAUAGACAACACGUGGCGGGACAGCAAAAGGAUUCCCCACAGAACAGCCAGAAGACGUAGCGAUUUCAUGGGACAUUCCCAAGACAUUUCUUCCCCUUUUAAAGGCCCUAAUUUGUAGCGUGUACAAAAUCUUCUUCAGGCUAGCUUUUUUUCCCUUUCCAAUUCUUUCAUGUGCUUAUGGCUGAUCAACUUCUGAAAACGGCGGGUUUGUGCCACCAGUUUUGAUCCUGCCAUCAGUUGUAGCUUGCCAGAAAUAGCCUGUGCUGGUUAGUGGUAGCGUGACUAGCGCCGCACUGGUUUUCUUUUUACCCCAGUAACCAAUACAUGAUUCCUGUUAGGGCUCGACGGUACAUCCAUUGUGUAUGAUGUGUAAAGGUUCGAGCUGUAGGACAUUUGUUAUUAGCAUUCCUGUAAAAGCAAAGUGUACUCAUUCCCUUGGAAGAAAAGUUAAUUUCUUAAUAGAAGAUCAAGUUGGAUUUGCAUU
This is a messenger RNA of Triticum aestivum (bread wheat), 6038 nucleotides long. RefSeq names its product lysine-specific demethylase 5B. Gene Ontology annotation, molecular function: histone demethylase activity; DNA binding. Lineage: Eukaryota; Viridiplantae; Streptophyta; Magnoliopsida; Poales; Poaceae. The transcript is spliced from 32 exons. Bases 36 to 5672 code for a protein of 1878 amino acids. Gene Ontology annotation, cellular component: chromatin; nucleus. The record is from RefSeq and is a predicted model, not a curated record. Gene Ontology annotation, biological process: regulation of gene expression; chromatin remodeling.